Messenger RNA from Paramecium octaurelia, 1350 nucleotides. NCBI's taxonomy places the organism in Eukaryota, Ciliophora, Oligohymenophorea, Peniculida, Parameciidae. The record is from the annotation of a GenBank genome assembly.
AUGAGCAUAUAUUUAUUAAAAAAUGUCUUUUAAUUGAUAUCAUUUGAAUCAAUGUGUAACUAACUGAGUGAAUAAUAACUUUCUCAAAGAAUAUUAACAAUUGAGGUUGUUAAAAGACCCUUAGAAUCAUCAUCUUUAUAACUAGCAGGUCAAAAAAAGGGAAAAUUAAAAUGGAUAAAAAAGCUGUUUUCCAAUUCUUUUAAACUUCAUUAUGCAAUAAUUUUAAAAACAGAAGAGAAUGGUUAAUAUAUAUUGCACAACUUAUAAGAUGGAUUCACUUCUACUACUAUUACUGAUGAAGAUAAAGUUCAUUAUUAAUAACACGAAAUAUAUCAAUAAGAAUAGUUUAACAAAGUGUUUAUUGUUCAAGAAAUAUUUGAUUAAUCUUCUUAGAACCAGAAAUAUAAUUUGGUUAGCAAUUCCUGUAUUCAUUAUGUAAAUUAUGUCAAAUAAUAUAUUAAUACGUAUCUAUUGGAUAUGAAUAAUUCAGCAACUGAUAAAGUUAAAAUCGAAAGUCUUCUUUAAACAGCAAAAAUGUUGAUAAAAUAAUCUUAUUAAAAUAUUGUGAAUUAAUCUUUUGAUAUGUCAGAGAUAACUAAAAUUGCAUAGGUUUAUUCAAAAGACCCAUCGUUCUAUUCUGAUAUCAUUUGUGAAAUCAUUAGCUGUUCUAAAAAAUAAAGCGUUUGGGAAAUAUUUGGUAAUGCAGUAAUCAUUGCAAUUAUAUCUAUAAUUAAUUUGAUUCCUCUAAUAAAUGGAAUUAUAUCAGCUGGUGCAAUACUAGCAGAGCUCUACUUUAUAUGGAAUUAAGGUGAUGAAAGCAUAUUUAAAAGGUGUAUAAGAUCAUUAUCAAUAUUGAUAUAAUUUGCUCUAGGAAUAACUAAUAACUAAGUUUCCCUACAUAAUUUAUAUGAUAUGUGCUCAGAACUUAUAGAAAAAAUUGAAAUUGUAAAAUUGCCAAUAGAAUAAAAAAUUAUUGUAGGAAGUAGUACUAUUAUGGGUAUGGUUUUUGGAGGACUUCUUUAAGCUGGGAUGAUAUCAUUGCCUGCUCUUGGUUUCAUCCCUAUAGUUUCUAUACCCACGUUAUGUUUUGCAAAGAUUGCUAUUUUAAUAGUGGCUAAUAUAUUCAGCAGUGGGAAUCCAGCUGUUUUAUCUUUUUCAACAUAUAUAACUUAAGCUAUUUCAUGUCGUUCUAAUGUAGUUGAGACAACGAUCUAAGUAGCAAGUUGUGCAAUUUCCGCUAAAAUCGGAUUGAGUUUAAUUAGUAUUGGGUUUAGUCACGUUAUGAUUUUUGGAGCAGCAGGUUUGUUUGUUGGAUUAGCAAUUAUAAAAAUACUUUAAAAAAUAAAAUGA